GCUUGGCGGGGCGCGGGGGCUGCGGCACUCGGCGCUGCGCGGGCCCCGCCUCUCCCGGCGUGCGUGAGGGUCGGCGAGCCAGGCUCGGCUCCCCCGCAGCCCGCCGUGGGCCGUUACCGGUGGGGCGGUUGCCCGUUGCUCCUCCGCAGAGUUUGGCAGCCGGCGGGUCGAGCGGCAUCUCCUCCACCGAGCAGCUCCCGCCCCGGGGAAGGGCGGGGGAGGCGGCAGCGGCCCGGGAGAGCUAGCCCCCCGGCGGGCUCCGCCGCCCCUCGCCGCAGGGCAGCCCGGCUGGCGCUGACCGGGGCUCGGAGCGCAGCAUCCCCUGUCUCUGUCGGGCCUUGAACAGCACGCGUCACUCUGCGCGUCUCUUAAGCCAAAGCUGCGGUCUGUACCAAGCGGUCGUAAAAGUACGCGUGACUGCUGAUUCUUCAGGCAGCUCACCUCAAAGUAUAACUUGAAGAAGCUUGCGAAUAGCAGAAGAAAAUGUCCCAUAAAAGCUCUAAGGAAAUCAGGAAAGUAAACGUUUCUAGCUCCUUGGAGUCCGAAGAUAUUAGCUUAGAAACCACAAUACCAACCGAUGAUGUUUCUUCCUCUGAGGAGAGAGAAGGUACUGUUAAAAUCACGAAGCAGUUGAUUGAACGGAAAGAGUUGCUCCAUAAUCUUCAGCUGCUUAAAAUAGAAUUAUCUCAAAAAAACUUGAUGAUUGACAACUUGAAAGUAGAAUAUUUGACCAAGAUUGAAGAGCUAGAAGAGAAGCUUAAUGAUGCAAUCCAUCAAAAGCAGCUGUUGUCUUUACGACUGGAUACUCAGCUGGCAUUACAGCAAGAAGAUGCUAGAAAACACCAGGCUCUAAUGAAACAAGAAAUGGAAACUAUUUUAUUGAGACAGAAGCAACUGGAGGAAACAAAUCAUCAGUUAAGGGAGAGGGCUGGAGAUAUCCGUCGUAGCUUGCGAGACUUGGAAUUAACAGACGAUUGCUAUGAGAAGCUAAAGUCUCUCCCUGAAGAUCAGCUUUCUAUCCCUGAAUAUGUUUCUAUCCGAUUCUAUGAAGUAGUCCAUUCCUUAAGAAAAGAGCUAAGUGAUCUACAGAUGAAAAAGGAAAGCCUAACAGAAGAACUAAGUGGGUACAAAUCCCAGCUGAAGUGUCUGACAGAGAGCUAUGAAGACGAGAGCAGGAAUCGGUCAGAGCUUGAGGUUAGAUGCCAGCGUUUAGCACUGGAACUGGCUGAUACCAAGCAGAUGAUUCAGCGAGGUGAUUACAGACAAGAGAACUAUGAUAAAGUAAAAUGUGAACGUGAUGUAUUUGAACAUGAAUUGUCAGAACUCAGAAGAAAAUAUGAAAUAUUAGAGGUGUCAAACAAAGCACAAGCUAAAGAAAGAAAUGACUUAUCAAAAGAGCUGGCAACCAUACAACAAUCUCUCAGUUUGUUGCAAAAAGAUAAAGAUUAUCUUAAUCGCCAGAACAUGGAGCUUAGUGUUCGCUGUGCACAUGAAGAAGAUCGUCUUGAAAGACUUCAGAUUCAGCUAGAGGAUGCCAAAAAAGCUAGGGAAGAAAUGUAUGAAAAAUAUGUUACGUCCAGAGACCACUAUAAAACAGAAUAUGAAAAGAGACUGCAUGAAGAGUUGGAACAAAUAAGGUUGAAAACAAAUCAAGAAAUUGAGCAACUACGAAGCACUUCAAAAGAGAUGUAUGAACGUGAAAACAGAAAUUUGAGAGAAGCGAGAGAUAAUGCUGUCGCUGAAAAAGAAAGAGCAGUUACUGCUGAAAAGGAUGCUUUAAGAAAAUAUGAUCAACUCUUAGAACAGUAUAGACAAAUGCAGCUUGGCACAGAAAGCAAAGUAGCUGAACUUCUUCACCAAACUAAGUUAAAGUCCUUUGAAAGUGAACAUGUUCAACUCAUGCAACAAGAAACAGCCAAAAAUCUUUCACAAUGCCAAAUGGAAUGUGAGAAAUAUCAGAGAAAGCUGGAGGUGCUUACUAAGGAAUUUUAUAGUCUUCAGUCUUCUAGUGAAACACGCAUUAUUGAACUUCAAACACAGAACUCUGAGUUUCAAGCAAGGCUAGAUACUUACGAAAAACUUGAAAAAGAGCUUGAUGAGAUAAUAUUACAGACAGCAGAAGUGGAAAAUGAAGUUGAAGCUGAAAGGGUUCUCUUCUCUUAUGGUUAUGGUGCUAAUGUUCCUACAACAGCCAAAAGACGACUGAAGCAAAGUGUUCACUUGGCAAGGAGGUUACUGCAGCUAGAAAAGCAAAACUCAUUGCUUGUAAAAGAUCUGGAACAUCAGAAGGAACAAGUAACACAGAUUUCACAAGAGCUUGACAGAGCAAAUUCUUUGUUGAAUCAAGUACAACAGCCAUACAAAUAUCUCAUUGAAACUGUGCAACAGAGAGAUUCUCAAAUAAGUCUACAGAAAGAACAUAUCGCACAACUUGAAAAAGAUGUCAGUCUUUUAAAUAAAGAAAAGACAGCUUUGCUGCGUGUCAAGAAUCAAAUGGCAGCAGAUUUGGAGAGACUUCUAAAUCACCGUGAGGAACUAGCCGCAAUGAAACAGAUUCUAAUUAAUCUGCAUGGUAAACGCUAUGAACAAAAUUUACCUCAGUCUCAUAUUGAUGUAAAAAGUGCAACUGCCGACAAAUCAAACCCUUCAGUAAAACUACUGCCAGAACAUGAAGAAGAAAAUGUGUUUACACCUAAGCCAACGUUAUUUACAAAUAAAGAGGCACCUGUAUGGUACAAGAAGCUGCAGAAGAAAACAUCAUCAUAGCAUUUUUCCAAAACUAUUUAAAGUAAUCCUUUGGGGAGCUUUUCUUUGAAGAGAGUUAUUUUCACCAUAAUGAUGCCCUUUUUACCAUAAAAGCAAACAACUGUUUUGGUUUUAACUGUUCUUUUAUACCUGUCAAAUGAUCUUAUGGUUCAUAAAAUUAUUUUUAGAUCUGUCAUGUGAAUAAAAUGUGUGGAAAUAAUGCAUGCAAUGAUUUUACUAACAUAUAUUUGAAUUUUAAAAGAUAAAUAAACACUAGCAUAUUGUACACAUUCAUAAUCUGGGCAGUUAAAGGAUGUGUUAUUCAGAGUGUUCAAAUUAAUGCAUGUUUCAGCUUUUUAAUAUUGUUUUUCUUGGACCCUGUGUUUCAUGCCACAUUCCUUGCAACUAUUCCAGCUCAUAGAAAUUUAAAAAAUAUACAUGAGUUAGCAUCAGACUAUAUCCUACUUUCUAUGAAGGAAAUUCAUGUCGGGUGGAAAAAAAAUUAAUUUCUUGUCGGCCUUGAUUUGUAUAGUUUGUCAUUUGAUGUCAUUUGUUCUACCAAACAGGCAUUAAAAAUAUUCUAAAGAAGCAAUAAAAUAUAUAUUAAUUAUCA
Messenger RNA from Aquila chrysaetos chrysaetos, 3358 nucleotides. It is a transcript of the gene PIBF1, whose product is annotated as progesterone immunomodulatory binding factor 1. The transcript is spliced from 18 exons. Gene Ontology annotation, cellular component: centriolar satellite. Bases 484 to 2766 code for a protein of 760 amino acids. NCBI's taxonomy places the organism in Eukaryota, Metazoa, Chordata, Aves, Accipitriformes, Accipitridae. Gene Ontology annotation, biological process: cilium assembly. The record is from RefSeq and is a predicted model, not a curated record.